This is a messenger RNA of Vicia villosa (hairy vetch), 946 nucleotides long. RefSeq lists its product as uncharacterized. Lineage: Eukaryota; Viridiplantae; Streptophyta; Magnoliopsida; Fabales; Fabaceae. The transcript is spliced from 5 exons. The coding region runs from base 426 to 749 and encodes 107 amino acids. The record is from RefSeq and is a predicted model, not a curated record.
CACACUUAAAUGAUUUCUAUCGUGUUGCUCCUUCAGAGAAGAAACGUUCUAAAAUUCUCGAUUUGGAUUCCAAACUUGAGAAGAGUCUUUUCACCCCCUUCAGAGAGAUCAAGGUCAAGGUUCACUUAGUGUCCUUUGGAAAAGAAUAAUAAUUCAACCACCAGAAAAUGAAGAUCUGCAACAUAUAGUCAAAGUGAGGUAUCCUGAUUUGGAGCUUCAUGCAAGCGAACUUAUAGGUAUUGAUUUACAAUUUUGAUAAUAUAUGGUCGGCAAUCUGUUUAUUGUCUCGGCAGGUUCUCGUUAAGGUAUUAAGAAUAAUUAUAAGCUGCCUGUGCUAUUGUUACUUUUCUUUUGAUUAAUGUCCAUUUGGUUCUACAUGGCAGGGAUCUCUUAAAAUGGUGUAAAAGAGUUACUGGAGUUACUUCAUGUGUGUAGCUUGUAUUUCAUCUCGGGCUGUUGAUGUAUUUGCGGCCUUUCCAGCUUCAUUUGAUAACCGGUUAUCAAUAAUGAAAGAGAUAGGAAAGUUGUGGAAAACAUGGGAUUCUGCUGCUGAGACCUUAUAUCCCCUCGACAAACCAAUAUAUCAGGAUUCUGUCGCAGGUUUAAAAAUAGGCCGGAUUGAAAUUGGCUUGGCUAAAGCAGAUGUUGUUUUCAAGUCACCAGAAGAAGAUAGAUCAACUCUGAAUCUCCGAAUCCUCACUCUGAGUUUUUCGGCUCCGGUUUUUCUCCCCCUUUGCAAUGGAUCUUAGAUUUUCACUUAUAGGUGUAGAUUAGAGAUUCCGAUUAGGAAAAUUAUUGAUUUUACGUUUCAAAAUUUAUGAUUGAUUUUCGAUUUGGUUUAUGCGUUAGAAUUCUGAGUUAGGAAAUUAGAGAUUCAAUUUGUUACAAAUUCUGAGUUGUAAUUUGUAUGUAAUUUGAUCUUGAUUCAAUUUAUGUUUGAUUUCCU